AUCCGGGGAUGUCUCGUCGCCGUUGCGGACCAAUGCGGUGUCUUUGUCGUCGGAGAUGGAGGAUUCGUCGUCUUUGAAGAAAAAUCUAAUGGAGUUAGAAGGGAAUAAGAGUGAGCCUUACCCAGGAGGAAUGCCGAAGAUGGGUCCAUUCACUGGGAGAGAUCCGAAUGUGAAGAAACCUGCUUGGUUGAGACAAAAGGCACCACAAGGUGAGAGGUUUCAGGAGGUGAAGGAGUCGCUAUCUCGUCUCAAUCUCAAUACUGUUUGUGAAGAAGCUCAGUGUCCUAAUAUCGGCGAGUGUUGGAAUGGAGGUGGUGAUGGUGUAGCUACUGCAACCAUCAUGGUUCUUGGUGAUACUUGUACUCGUGGCUGUAGAUUCUGUGCCGUUAAAACCAGUAGAAAUCCUCCUCCUCCUGACCCAAUGGAACCAGAGAACACUGCCAAGGCCAUAGCUAGUUGGGGUGUAGACUACAUAGUUAUCACCAGCGUAGACCGUGAUGAUAUACCUGAUGGGGGAAGUGGACAUUUUGCGCAGACUGUCAAAGCUAUGAAGAGACAUAAGCCGGAUAUAAUGAUAGAAUGCUUAACUUCUGAUUUCCGUGGGGAUUUGGAGGCUGUCGACACUCUGGUGCACUCGGGACUGGAUGUUUUUGCUCACAAUGUCGAGACUGUGAAAAGGCUCCAGCGACUUGUGAGGGAUCCUAGGGCUGGAUAUGAGCAGAGCAUGUCGGUUUUGAAACAUGCAAAGAUCAGCAAACCUGGAAUGAUCACAAAGACAUCCAUAAUGCUUGGUCUUGGAGAAACUGACGAAGAGUUGAAGGAAGCAAUGGCUGAUCUAAGAGCUAUAGAUGUUGAUAUUCUAACACUUGGCCAGUAUUUACAGCCAACUCCAUUGCAUCUGACUGUGAAAGAGUAUGUCACACCUGAGAAGUUUAAUUUCUGGAAAACAUACGGAGAAUCAAUAGGAUUUCGCUAUGUUGCAAGUGGUCCACUGGUAAGAUCUUCAUACAGAGCUGGAGAGCUUUUUGUUAAGACAAUGAUGACUAACGGUUACGCUCUGUCACCGGCGAUUAUCGCCGCCGUUCGUCCUCCGGCAUCUCCAGACUGUCUAGCUGCUGCUUCUCUAAAUGGACGCAAAUCGAUCAACUCUUCAUCUUCUUCCAUCUUCGUACCUAUCUCAUUAUCUACUUCCUACGGUCGAAGCAAAUGCGCCUUCUCAAUCUCGCGAAAGAAUCCAAGAUCGACGAUUCGUUGCGAUACUGCUGUGAAAUCAGCGGCUUCUGUAGACGCGGACGCUGAUCUAUCGUCAUCUACGUCAUCGGAGACGGAGGAAGACGAGAAGGCGAAGGAGAAGAUUGGGGCUAGGGUUAGGGUUACGGUGCCGUUGAAAGUUUACCAUGUGGUUCGUGUGCCGGAGGUUGAAUUGAUGGGAAUGGAAGGUUUAAUCAAAGAUUACGUUGUUCUUUGGAAAGGAAAGAAAAUCUCAGCUAAUUUGCCGUUUAAGGUACAAUUCGUGAAAGAGAUCGAAGGUCGUGGUCCUGUCAAAUUCUUCACGCAUCUUAAGGAAGACGAGUUCGAGUUAAUUGAUCCGUGAUUGAAUUGAAAAGGCACAAGUUUUCUUCUCUUUCUGAUCUUAUUAGACUUGAGAAAUCUUUUGUGAAUGGUUUGUUUGUAUGUACUUUUGUAUACAUUUAGCUUAUUAUAUACAUAAUAUUUCACCCAUUCUUGAAUCCUCUAUUGCUGUUUUCUUGCUUCUGAUGUGAUUUCCCAUAUUAUAUUGUUCUUCUUGUGUUGGAGAAACUAAAAGAUGUGUCUUGAUCCAUUGACAAGCUUGGAAGCCUAUCAAACUGAUUUUGCAUUUGAUGGGUUCACUUCAAAUUAACAUCAUUGAAUUUAUCUUAUCCUCAAAAUCUGUCAUCCAUUGGAGGUUAUGAAGUAGAUUGUGGUGGGCAUGAAAGUGUUAAAGAGAUUAGCUUCUGUAACUCUAUGAGUGUUUUCAGUUGAUUCUUAUAGUGUGAAUCUUUGUUUGUAGUUUAGAACCAGGAACUAAAAGGAAUGGCAUCAGAUUUUUUCUAGGGUCUUAUCCUCUUUGUUUCGCAUAUAAUCAAAUGUGGGAUUGCAUUCUGGAUCUUUGUAGGAGAGUCUUUAAGUUAUAGUAGUAAUGCUUAUUUUACUCAGAUGGCAUGAGAGUGUUGAGGAAUUGGUUCCUGUGUCAAUGUGGAUGGCUCCUCUGCUGCAACUCUUUGUUGUUGCCAUGGAUAGUGAUAAUAUGAGUAUAUGAUGUGGGAUUUGAGUAGUAUUGUGGUUAUUCUUCUUAAGUUGUGAGCAUUUUUGCUUUACUGAGAUAAGAUCAUGAGUUGUAGUAGACUCAUAAGAACCAGCAAGAAGUCAGGUGUUGUGCUAAGGUUAUGUACCAAAUAAUCCAUGAGGGAUAUUGUUCCAGCCUUUUUUCGAUUCGAAUAGUUCGGCUUAACCUGAUUGAACCGGGUUUAAAAUGUUGUAAUCCGAUAAAUAUGAGUCUAAUGA
Messenger RNA from Arabidopsis arenosa, 2526 nucleotides. The record is from the annotation of a GenBank genome assembly. NCBI's taxonomy places the organism in Eukaryota, Viridiplantae, Streptophyta, Magnoliopsida, Brassicales, Brassicaceae.